Molecule: messenger RNA, 906 nt
Organism: Sorex araneus (European shrew)
Lineage: Eukaryota; Metazoa; Chordata; Mammalia; Eulipotyphla; Soricidae
Gene: JTB
Product: jumping translocation breakpoint
Exons: 5
Coding region: 318-755 (145 amino acids)
Biological process (GO): mitotic cytokinesis
Cellular component (GO): midbody; centrosome; membrane
Source: RefSeq, a predicted model, not a curated record
GGGGUAAGAUGGCCGCGCCGGGAGCGGAAGCCGAGGGGAGAGGGGCUGGGCCGUGCGCCCCCGCGCGCUCCGCGAGCGCCGCAGGGUCUGCUGAGGGGAUCUCACGGCCCCCCGCAGCCCGUGUCCCUGGGCUUCCUGGCCGUGGGCCGAGGGACGGCCCAGGACGGCCUUGGCCCUAAGCAGGCAACCCCUGUCUUUCGCAGUCCGGGUGCGGAGACCCCCGCAGGGCGGCGGAGUGCGCGCUGCCCGGGCUCUGCGACGGCGCCGCGAGGCCGGACCGGUCCCCGUACGCCUCCCGGUGCGACCCUCAGCGCUCCAUGCCGGUGGGCUCGGGGAGGCGUGGCCUGCCCCCGGGCUGCCACCUCUGCUGGCUGCUCUGCGCCGUCACCCUAACGCUCAGCCACGCGGCGGCCUCCGCGGGGGACAAGCUGUCAGCGAGCACCUCCGACCUGCCGUGCUGGCUGGUGGAAAAGUUCGAGGUGGCCGAGGAAUGCGCGCCGUGUUCCAGCUUCCAGGCUAAAACCACCCCUGAGUGUGGUUCCACGGGGUAUGUGGAGAAAAUCACAUGCAGUUCAUCUAAGAAGAACGAGUUCAAAAGUUGCCGUUCAGCUCUGAUGGAACGACACUUAUUCUGGAAAUUUGAAGGGAUUGUCGUGGGUGUGGCCUUGGUCUUUGCUUGCCUUGUCAUUGUUCGCCAAAGACAGCUGGAUCAAAAAGCACUGGAAAAGGUCCGGAAGCAGAUCGAGUCCAUAUAGCUGCCUUCAGCAAUUUUCUACUGGUCUCACAGACCCUCCCUCACACCACGGAAGGACUGGCUGGUGCCCCGGGCUCUUGGUGCCUCAGGAUGGCACUCCCUCUCCCCCAUCCUAAAUCACUGCUGAGCAGAAUAAAAUUAAAAUAAUGUUU